AUGGCAACAUCUGUAGAUCUGCUGAGAACUUUGGAAAAUUUAGCAGAUGGAGACUUUAAAAAGUUCAAAUGGUUCCUGCAGCAGGCUGAUGUCUUGGAGGGCUUCACAGCUAUCCAAAGGAGCCAGCUGGAGAACGCAGACAGGUUGGACACAGUUGAUGAGAUCAUAGAGACCUACAACGAAAAGGCAGUGGAGGUGACCAUAAUGGUUUUGAAGAGGAUAAAAAAAAAUGCCUUGGCGCAGCAUUUAUCAAACAUCAACUCAACAUCCAAAGAGACUCUCGCUGAUUGCCAGCGUAAACUAAAAUCCUACCUGAGGAAGAAGUUUCAGCAUUCGUAUGAGCAAGACACAAAAUCUGGAAAGCAGAUAUUGAUGAAUGACAUCAACACUGAGCUCUAUAUAAUGGAGGAAAAGUCUCAAAAGGUCAACGUGACACAGGGGAUUAGCCAAACUGCAGCAUCAUCCAGCAAAACAGUUAAUCUGGAACAGACCAUCAGUAUAGAAGACUUCUUUAAACCCUUCCCUGGUCAAGAUGAAUCAGUCAGAACAUUAAUGACAAAAGGAGUGUCUGGUAUUGGGAAAACAGUCUUGACACAGAAGUUUGCUCUGGACUGGGCUGAAGACAACGUCGACAACAAUAUACAGCUCCUGUUUCCAUUCACUUUCCGAGAGUUGAAUUUGCUUAAAGACAGAAAAUACAGCUGGGUGGAACUUCUCCAUCACUUCUUUGCUGAUACCAAAGAAGUAGAAAACUUUGAUAAACUCCAGAUUGUAUUUAUAUUUGAUGGUCUGGAUGAGUUUCAACUUUCUCUUGACUUCCACAAUAACGAAAUCCUGACUGAUGUCACUGAGUCAGCCUCAGUGGAUGUGCUGCUAACAAACCUCAUCAUGGGGAAGUUGUUUCCUUCUGCUCAUCUCUGGAUAACAACAACACCUGAGGCAGCCAGUCAAAUCCCUCCAGAGUACAUUCACAUGGUGACAGAGAUGAGAGGGUUCACGGAUUCAGAGAAGGAGGAGUACUUCAGGAAGAGAUUCAGAAAUAAGGAGCUGACCAGCAGAACUCUCACCCACAUCAGGGCUUCACGAAGCCUCCAGAUCAUGUGCCACAUCCCAUUUUUCUGCCUGAUCACUGCUUCAGUUCUGGAGGAUGUGUUGAAAACCAGUGACAAAGGGGAGCUGCCCAAGACCCUGACUGAGAUGUACACACACUUCCUCGUGGUUCAGUCCAAACUAGCAAAUGUCAAAUACAACGAAGGAGCUGAGACAGAUCCACCCUGGAACACCAAGACCAGCAAGAUGAUUCUUGCCCUAGGAAAACUGGCUUUUGAGCAGCUCCAGAAAGGCAACCUGAUAUUCUGUGAAGCAGAUCUUUUAGACAGUGGCAUUGAUAUUAGAGCAGCCUCGGUGUACUCAGAAGUUUUCACACAGAUCUUUAAAAAGGAGCGUGGGAUAAACCAGGAUCAACUUUUCUGCUUUGUCCAUUUAAGCUGUCAGGUGUUUCUGGCUGCUGCUCAUGUCAUUGUGUCAUUCAUCAACUCUGGUGUCAACCUCUUGUCGGAAGAACAAUCAACCUUCCUCAUCACAGACAGAUCUGCAGUAAAACAUCUCUACCAGAGUGCAGUCGACAAGGCUUUACAGAGUCCUAAUGGACACUUGGACUUGUUCCUUCGCUUCCUCAUGGGCCUCUCAUUGCAGACCAAUCAAGCACUUCUUCAAGACCUACUGAAACAGUCAGGAAGUAGCUUACAAAGCAAUCAAGAAACAGUCCAGUACAUCAAAAAGAAAAUCGAGGAGAAUCCCUCUCCAGAGAGAUGCAUCAAUCUGUUUCACUCUCUAAAUGAGCUGAACCAUCAUUCUCUAGUGGAGGAGAUCCAACAGUACGUGAGUUCAAGAAGUCUCUCCACAUACAAACCCUCUCCUGCUCAAUGGUCAGCUCUGGUCUUUAUCCUACUAUCAUCAGAGAGUGAGUUGGACGUGUUUGACCUGAAGAAAUUCUCAGCUUCAGAGGAAGGUCUUCUGAGGUUUCUGCCAGUGGUUCAAGCCUCCAGUGUAUCUCUGCUAAGUGGCUGUAUGCUGUCUGGGAGAAGCUGUAAAGCUCUGGCCCUUGUUCUCAGUUCCCAGUCCUCUAAUCUGAGAGAGCUAGACCUGAGUUACAACAGCUUGAAGAAUCUAGGAGUCCAGGAGCUUAUAGGUGGCUUGAAGAAUCCACAAUGUAAAUUGAAAACUCUCAGACUGAUUGGCUGUGAUCUGCUAUCUGUUAGCUGUGAAGUUUUGUCUUCAGCCCUCAGUUACCAGUCCUCGAGUCUUAGAGAGUUGGAUUUGACUAACAACACACUGAGUGACUCAGGAGUGAAGCUGCUCUCAACUGGAUUGCAGAGUCCACACUGCAGACUUGAAAUUCUCAGGCUACGUGGUUGUAACCUGUCAGAAAAAAGCUGUGAAGCUAUGGUCUCAGUUCUCUCUUCCCAGACCUCCAGCUUGAAAGAGUUGGACUUGAGUAACAACAGUUUGCAGGAUUCAGGAGUGAAGUUCCUCUCUGCUGGACUGGACAGUCCACACUGUAACCUGGAAACUCUCAGGCUGAGUGGCUGUAAGCUGUUGGAGAGAAACUGUGAAGCUCUGGCCUCAGGUCUCAGCUCCCAGACCUCUAGUCUGAGAGAAGUGGAUAUGAGUAACAAUGACCUGCAGGAUUCAGGAGUGAAGCUGCUCUCUGCCGGACUUGAGAGUCCUAAAUGUAGACUGAAAACUCUCAGGUUGUCAGGCUGUCAGGUCACAGAGGAAGGCUGUGCUUCUCUGGCCUUAGCUCUGAACUCCAACCCCUCCCAUCUGAGAGAGCUGGACUUGAGCUACAAUCAUCCAGGGGACUCAGGAGAGACGCUCCUCUCUGCUGGACUGCGGAAUCCACACUGGAGACUGGACACCCUCAGAGUGGACCAUGGUGGAAUGCAGAGGUUAAAAUCUGGUCUGUGGAAGUAUGCCUGUGAACUCACACUGGACCCAAAUACAGUACACAGAAGACUCAUCCUGUCUGAGAACAACAGACAGGUGAAAUAUGUGGAGGAGGAACAGCCAUAUCGAUAUCACCCAGACAGAUUUGAUUCCUUCAAACAGCUAUUGUGUAGUGACGGUCUGACUGGUCGCUGUUACUGGGAAGUUCUAGCGAAUAACAUAUUUUAUGUGGCAGUGGCUUACAGAGGAAUCAGCAGAAGAGGAAAUGGUAAUGAAUGCAAGUUUGGAGGGAAUGACAAGUCCUGGAGUCUAUACUGCCAAAAUGGUUGUCACUCUGUUUGGCACAAUAACACAGAAACACAUUUAAGUACCCCUAAAGAUGACACCAACAGAGUAGCAGUGUAUCUGGACUGGCCUGCUGGCACUGUGUCCUUCUACAGAGUCUCGUCUGACACUCUCACUCACCUCUACACCUUCUACUCCAGAUUCACAGAACCCCUCUACCCUGGCUUUGGUUUUGAGAUUAGGCGUGGAUGUGGAUUGAAAAUAUGGGGGAUUGGUUCCUCAGUAUCUCUGCGUCAGACAGACGACGAACAACUUGGGUCAGACAUCUUCACAGAAUCCAGUGGCCAUUACGCGUGUAGUUUCACUUUCUUUGGAGCCGCCAAACUUCCAGAUUAG
Molecule: messenger RNA, 3630 nt
Organism: Thunnus maccoyii (southern bluefin tuna)
Lineage: Eukaryota; Metazoa; Chordata; Actinopteri; Scombriformes; Scombridae
Product: NACHT, LRR and PYD domains-containing protein 12-like
Exons: 9
Coding region: 1-3630 (1209 amino acids)
Molecular function (GO): protein binding
Source: RefSeq, a predicted model, not a curated record